AUGGCUCGCUUCUUUGGUUUAACGAAUAUCAAGUUUUUACUGCUGUUAGCGUGUUUGAUUCUUACUUAUGAUGUGGCAAUACUAGUCGAAGGAAGAAUGGCUAUGGGUAGCAUGUCAUCAGAAGAAGAGGAUUUAGAUUUGAAGGCACAACUCAAUAGUCUAAAUAAACCUCCCGUCAAAACAAUACAAACUUCUUGGGGUGAUUUAUAUGAUUGCAUUGAAUUCCAUAAGCAGCCUGCUUUUGACCAUCCAUUGCUGAAGAAGUAUAAGAACUCGACGAGGGAGAUGAUUGUGUCCAAAAAAUCAGAUACAAUGCCGAUGAGCGGAGUUGAUGGGUGUCCAAAAGGAACUGUCCCAAUUCGCAGGACAUCUAAGGAAGAUCUCAUCAGAGCCAAAUCUCUAAGUGUUUCAUCACCAUUAUCCUCAUCAAAUUCUCGGCCGGGUGUUGAAUAUAGAGCAGUUGUAACUUAUCUGAAAAUUGGAGAAGCAUUUAACGGCGCCAGAGGAAUAGUUAGCGUAUGGAAUCCCAAAGUAAAUCAAGACCAGUUUAGUUCGGCAGAGAUGGCACUUAAAUCCGGACCACAGGAACAGACCAGUGCAAUCAAAUUUGGAUGGACUGUCAAUCCACAAUUAUAUGGUGAUAAUAUGACUCGAACUUUUGCAUACUGGACUGGCGAUGGUGGUCACAGGACAGGUUGCUACAAUACUCUUUGCAAAGGUUUUGUUCAAGUUCAUCAAACGUAG
Messenger RNA from Papaver somniferum (opium poppy), 744 nucleotides. RefSeq lists its product as uncharacterized. Lineage: Eukaryota; Viridiplantae; Streptophyta; Magnoliopsida; Ranunculales; Papaveraceae. The record is from RefSeq and is a predicted model, not a curated record. Bases 1 to 744 code for a protein of 247 amino acids. The transcript is spliced from 6 exons.